AUGGUCCAUUUUGAUCAAGGAAAGGAGAAAGGUCAAAAGGUAUCCAGCAGGUCUAUCCAACAAGCAGCAACUAAGAACAAGAAACAUUCCAAACUGUCCUUCAACACCAGCAAGUUCAGAGCUUCAAAGGAUCACUUACCUCUGAGAGUACUUCAGAUAACCAGGAAGAGACCGGAAUGGAGAACAGAAGAAGAAGUGAAGUUUGUACAAAGCUGCUUGCAGGAGAUAGAAAGCUAUCAAAAUUACAGCUUGAGACUGCAAUUUCUUCUGGCUAAAGUGAUUCGCUUUGAAUGGUUUGAACGUGGGCGAGUCAUUCUGAAGAAAGGACACUGUGGCAUUAGUUUCUACUUCAUUUACUUUGGCAGUGUUGCUCUUACAGAUGAUGAGGAUGGUAGCAGCAAUUUGACAGCUCUGUAUCCCGUGGUGCUUCAGAAGGGGGCAAAGUUUGGGGAAGUUUCUCUACUGAAGGGAACACGGCGAAUUGCUACAGUUGUCUGUAUGGAAGACACAAAGCUAUUUGUGGUGGAUAAGGACGACUUCUUUGCUAAUAAAUUAGAUGAAGAGCUUUGGGAAGAAUUAUGCUGUCAAUAUAACUUCAUCAAAGGUGUGAACUUCUUUGCAAAAUGGUCUAAAAGAUCAAUAGUGAGAAUAACUAAUAGCUGCAAAAUGGAAAAGUUUCACCAUGGACAGGUGAUAACGAAAGAUAUUACAAAGUCAGCCAGUGUAAUUCUCAUUAGUAAGGGAACCUGUGAAAUUUUGCGCCUAGUUGAUCUUACUGCUUGUCUGUCCUAUCACAAAUGGGUCCGUCAACAGCUCACGGAUCUUCCCAAGAUUAGCCCUUGUCUCACCAGGAAAACUGGAGCUGUAGGCAGGAAGACGUUUGAAGACUUUCUGUGGAAGUCCUCUCCAGUGCAGAACUUAACAAAUCUCAAAGCUCAGGACCUUAAAUGUAAUAUGAGUCAGAAUGGUAAAAAUGUGAAUAGACAUCCCACUGCUGCAAGAGCUAAAAGGACAAAUCAAAAGCUGGAAAAACAACAGACAGGAGGCCUUUUCAGUUGUAGCUAUGAUGACUGUGAUAACACAAAAAUUGGUCAGAGGGAAGUGUCUGGGCUCUUCCACAAGACAAUGACUAUUUUGACACCAUAUGGAGAGAUACCCGCUGAUCUUGCCUUGGCAGUUUACAUGAGAGUUGCUGAAGUUCAUGAAGGAGAAAUUGUGGGCAUCAGCCAACAUUUUUUCCCUGACCAUAUGCAAGAUAGACGGAGCAUGGUUUUAGUCAGUAAGGAUGCUGAGGUCAUAUGGUUGAGGAAGGACAGCUUUGAAAAGUUAGCAGAUUUAGGAAAAGUUCUUGAAUUACACAAGCGUUAUCCUAGUGAUGAUGAGCUGUGUCAGAAGUUUCUAGAAGAGAACCAGUGGAAAAUAAUAAAGAAAGACCUAACGAGUUCUGUAUUACAAAGAAAAUGUGCACCAAAAAUAACAUCUGUUUUUGAAAAGCCCGGAGAACAUGUUGAUAAUUCCUGGAGUGUGAAUCAAGCUGGCAUUCUGGACCUGAGUGCGCUCUAUCAUAAACCUUCCCAGCAGCACCCACACAAGUUUGUUCCUCUUUACCUGGAGCGAAGAAGGCAGUAUCCAAUUAUGCCGGAUACUGAGUUACGACUGAUUCAUAGUAUCGUUUCACCACAGCUCAGUUUAAAAGGACUGUUCUAGAAAGCAUGAGAAAGCAGCUUAAAGUCACUGAUGCAGACAAAGAAAGUGAAAGACCAUUUUUAAAAAAUGAAAGUUGGAAGAAUAAAUCUGUGUUCAAAUUCAUAGUUCUCCCCCCACACCUUUUUUUUUCCUCCAUUUUUCCAGGAUUGCUGCUGUGAACUUCAGUGUACAUACUGUUUUUUCCAGUGGUAAUUUAAUUUUUCCUUUAUUCUAAGGAAAUGUGUUUAUGCACUCAAACAUUUUCACCUAUGUUUUAUUCUGUGGAAUAUACCCUUUUAUGUGAAAUAUUCAGUCUUUUUAAGAGACUGAGAUACUUUCUUAUUUGUAUAUCUGGUGAAUACAACUCUCAAUGCAACUGAAAAAAAGCUCUAGUCCCUCUCCCAGUUGAGGUGAUGAAGUUGUGUGAUAUAAUUAAUAUGAUACUUAAAAUAUAUUGGUUGAUUACAGCUGUAAUAGCUGCUGUAAUCUUUGUAAUAUUUGUGCUUUGUAUUGGAAAUGUAUUUGGAAGGCUGAUACUGUUGCAACGUGCUAACCAGAACUAUAGUGCUGUGUUCUGAAUGCUGCCAGGGUAAGUUGCUCAAAGUUUUUGGUGAAGUGUGAAAUGAUGAAUAGACUUUUUUUGCAAUAUAUUGUUUAUUCGAAAGUGUUUUGGGUUUUUUUUGUUUGUUUUUUUCUUUGUAAUACUGAACUUAAAGGUAAGUAAUCAAACCAUAAAGAUAUGUUCUUCCAUUACAUUAAACCUCUGAGAGAUUUUAAGACCUACCUACACUUGCACGGGUUUUGUGCCAGAAAAGUGUCUUUCUAGUACCUUAGUGAUAUUCCAGAAACGUAAUGAUCCUGUAAAAAACGAUCUUAUGAAAAGCAAGAUAUCUUGAAAGAGAUGACUAGUCGAGACUUUCCUGGACUAUGGAUGCUACUUAUAGGGAUAUCUCAUGCAUGAGGAAUGCAGGGCUGGAAUUUUCCUGUGCUUACAUGAGAUUCUGGCUAUGACCUGAGCUGGGAUUGGACCACUGGAUCUCUAGAGGCCCCCCUCCAAUGUAAAUCACUCUGUUCAGUGGAUCGGUGUUGUCUUUGUUUGCAGAAAAUAAGCUUUAAAUGUAUAGAGCGAACCUGCAAAGAUGGACAAAGUAACUGUAGCUUCUGAUUGUUCCAAGGCUUUAUCUUUUCAUGGAUACAAAUGUCAUUUAUUGCAGAAUAUAAAUCACAAGGAGUGUGCACUAUUGUGCAAGAUAUUUUGAUGUAGACUUUAGAGUUUUCCACUUUAUCUGACCCAGUUAUGUGCUUGAGAAAUUAAUACACUUCUAACAUAUUGCUGUCUGAGGAGAAAAACGAAUCCAGAGAGAUGUCUAUUUAAAAGUAAACAGAGAUCUCUUACCUAGUGCCUUGGAAGAAAAGUGAGAUGAUAGAUUUUAACUGUCUGGAAUGUAUAGAUUGACAUGAGAUCCUGGAAGAAAUUAAGGACCUAACUUUUCACAAAUGCUGGACGGUUGUAUGUACUUAAAUCUAAAGCAACAAAAACACUAAACUUGUCUGACCUGUUUUCAGCUGUUGUGAACUGAGGUGCUGCUGUGAUAAGUGAAUUUGAUCAUUUCCAUUUUGCAGUAUGUGUCAUUCAACAGAAAAAUAUUCGGUUAAAUUCUCUAUAGGCAAUUACCUUCUCUAGAUACAGGCCACAUUAUGGCUUCAAAUCUAAGCCAAACUGAUAUUGAUCUGGUGAUUUGUUUACUCAUGUGAUAGAGACUGUGGUUUUAGGUUGGUGCGCAGAGGAUGCUGCAGAACAAUAACUAGCAUUAACUGAUACUGUUCUUGAAAAUUUCACUUCUGAAGACUUCCUGAACUGCUUUAAAGCAUACUCAUAAGAAAUGUAAGACAGCUUUUCUUGCUGCAUUUGUUCUUGAAGUGAUAAAGAUACAAACAACAGUGUGUUUACUACAAAGAAGGUAAAUUGACUCUGUAUUGUUCCUCUGUGCUUUUCUUUUUCAAAGGGACUUUCAAUAAAAGAACUAAAACAAUGA
Dromaius novaehollandiae (emu) is the source of this 3722-nucleotide messenger RNA. RefSeq names its product cyclic nucleotide binding domain containing 2 (gene CNBD2). Gene Ontology annotation, biological process: spermatogenesis. Gene Ontology annotation, molecular function: cAMP binding. The transcript is spliced from 13 exons. NCBI's taxonomy places the organism in Eukaryota, Metazoa, Chordata, Aves, Casuariiformes, Dromaiidae. Bases 1 to 1707 code for a protein of 568 amino acids. The record is from RefSeq and is a predicted model, not a curated record.